CCUGGGUAAGGAGAUGGGUCAGGUAGUAGUACCACACCACCUUUGAGGCCUCGAUCUGCGUGUGGUGUUUGAUAGAGCAUACAGUUAGAAGGAAUUCUAAUUCUUCCUCCGCAAAGGGAGGGGACAACGAAAGAAACGACACAACUACCAAGUUGACUCCUUAAUAAUAUCCAAUCAUGGUGACACGCUUUUUGUUGUUGCCUCAAGAAGCUGCACUCAAAAAAACUUGCUUUUCCCAAUAACAUCUGUCACCCUUUUAGAUAUUCCAUCCAUCCAUCUAUCUAUCUAUCUAUUUCUUCUUAAUUUUAGCAAAUUGCCAGUUUAAGCAAAAGAAAUAUCUUUUCCCGUUUUCAUCGUUGUAAAUGGUUUUGCAUCUGUUGGGGCUGAUGGAGAAGGUUUGAUGCCAUCAAUCCUCUCCCGGAAACCACAUAUUCCCAUUCUGGGUUUUGAUCCUUCCGAGUUUAAGGUUGUGGGAUUUUCAUGCUUUUGUGAUAUGCUGAUGUGGGUUGGGUAAUUUGGAAGGUGAUUAAUGGUUAAUGGUUGUUCCUCUCCAAUCGUUAUUUGAAAGGAAUUGUUGGAAGUUGGUGUUUGUCAGGUUCACAGUAUCCGCUUGGCAAAUUGAAAUAGAAUAGAGAUUCUUCCAAAGUUUGAGAGUUGGCAACUCAUUGGUUGCGCAGAGUUGAAGAGUUGUGGACAAAACUACUGGAACCUGUUUUCCAUCUCUCUCGAGAAUUAUGUGGGGCUUUGAAUGUUACAACCAAUUCCUUCCGAUGCGUGAGAAAAUUUAAUUUAGUUGUUGCUGUUGGUUGGUUUGGUGAAUGGAAUGAACCUUUUGACAGAGAACAAGAUCUCUCCAACAAGCCUUUUUAUUAUUUCAGAAUUUAGGAUUGUUUAAGGUUUGAUGAUUUCGUGUCGGGGGUGUUUGUCCAAAAGGGAAUUUGAGGCCUUUUGAUGAGGCUGUGAAGAGACCCACUGCUUCCAAUUUCCCGAAUAGUGUUUUUGUCGUGAUUUCUGAGGGACAUGAAGUUUCUGAGCCUGGUGGGGAAUUCUUUUGGAUGUUCUGCAUCUGGUGAGCGCUUAGUUUCUGCAGCCAGAGAUGGGGAUGUUCAAGAAGCCAAGGCCUUAUUGGAAUAUAACCCUCGUCUUGCAAGGUAUUCCACUUUCGGAGUUCGCAAUUCCCCUUUGCAUUAUUCUGCAGCUCAUGGCCACCAUGAGAUAGUGUAUCUGUUACUUGAGUCCGGAGUUGAUAUCAAUCUCAGGAAUUAUCGCGGUCAGACUGCAUUGAUGCAAGCUUGUCAACAUGGUCACUGGGAGGUGGUUCAGACCCUGGUUAUUUUUAAUGCCAAUAUCCAUAAAGCUGAUUACCUAAAUGGAGGUACUGCCCUUCACUUGGCUGCUUUGAAUGGCCAUACCCGGUGCAUUCGGCUCAUCCUCGCUGACUAUAUACCUAGCGUCCCUAACUUUUGGAAUGCAUUACAGACAGGUGAUCAUAAAUCAAUCUCAGAAUUUGAUCAAAGUGGUCUCUGCGAGGUGAUUAACAGAACUGCUGAUGGAGGCAUCACUGCUCUGCAUAUGGCAGCAUUAAAUGGGCAUGUUGAAAGUGUACAGUUACUCUUGGACUUGGGAGCUUCUGUGUCCGAGGUUACUGUGGAGGAUGGAACUACCAUUGACUUAAUUGGUUCUGGAAGCACUCCACUCCAUUAUGCUGCAUGUGGUGGAAAUCAACAAUGUUGUCAACUGUUGAUUGCCAAGGGUGCCAAUCUGACUGCUGAGAAUGCAAAUGGAUGGACCCCCUUGAUGGUUGCUCGUUCUUGGCAUAGAGACUGGCUUGAGGACAUCUUAAAAACACCUCCAGCAGACCCCUUACAAGUUCUUCCUUCUCCAUAUAUAUCUCUUCCACUUAUGAGCAUUGUGCGAAUUGCUAGAGAAUGUGGAUGGAGGACAAAUGAUUUAGCACCAUGCUUAGAUCCAUGCGCUGUUUGUUUGGAAAGGAAAUGUACGGUCGCUGUAGAAGGUUGUGAUCACGAGUUCUGCACACAAUGUGCCUUGUAUCUUUGUUCUACAAACUCUACUUCAACAACCACAACAGGACCCCCAGGUUCAAUUGCAUGCCCUCUCUGCAGGCACGGCAUAGUCUCAUUUGUGAAGCUUCCAGACGCAAGACCACUACACAAGGAAAUGCAAAGGACAUCAAACUUGUCCCUAACAUUUUGCACAUGUUCAAGUGAGGUAUUAGGGGAUUCCAGUGACAUGACCACCCCAUUUUGCAAACCAACUUCCCGUGGAUCCAAAAAUUCUUCCCCUUCAAGAUCAUUUCGCUCCAUUAGCUGCCAAGGGUUCCCCUCAUUCAGAAUGAACCCCAGCCUUUGCUUGGGAGCAGAUGUUAGCCCCUCCUUAGUGCCUUGCACUGUGGGCAGAAACGUGAGGAACCACUUGGCAAGGUGUUCUGGUUCCAGUUUCAGACGAUCAUCUUCUCAAACAGAAAGAAGGAAGUCAUCAUGGUUUUGUUCCCUCAAUCAAUCUGUUGACACAGGCAGUGGAUGCUGAUUACAUUUUGGUCUUUUUCUUUCUCACCCCAACAUUAUACCCCAUGAUUCCAAAUAUCAUCCACUGUUCACUACAUUUCUACAUUGAUUGUAAAUACCAAGCCCAAUUGUUUUCAGCUGGGACAAAUUUCUUUUUUGGCAACAUAUUUCACAACACAAUUUCUACAAGACUCAUGCUUGGUGCACGUAAAUGCAAACUGCUCUAUGUGGAAUUCAUGGCUUAUAAUUAUCAAAUAGCAAACCUGUAAACUAGUUGAAGGAAAAAUCGUAUUGUUUGUGAUCAUGGCUUGUAAUUAUCAUACGUUCUGCUUGAAA
Molecule: messenger RNA, 2861 nt
Organism: Glycine soja
Lineage: Eukaryota; Viridiplantae; Streptophyta; Magnoliopsida; Fabales; Fabaceae
Product: E3 ubiquitin-protein ligase XBAT32-like
Exons: 11
Coding region: 1021-2547 (508 amino acids)
Cellular component (GO): cytoplasm; nucleus
Molecular function (GO): protein binding
Source: RefSeq, a predicted model, not a curated record